AUGGGCAUUGAAGAAGAGGUAAAGGACGCCAUAAAAAAAAGAAAUAACAAGAAAGCAGAAAGUCUGUUCUCGAAGAAUCUCAGCAGCUCUUUCAGCGUAGAGCUGUACCUGUCCUAUCUGUCGUAUAUCUCCAGCACAAACCCAGACAUUCUGAAAGAGUCUACAGCAUAUGCUUAUAACCGAACAAUGUACAAUAUGCACAGCAUAGACAUCAAGAUAAGGUAUCUAGAGAUUAUAAUGGAGGAAGAUGACCCUGAAAAAGUAAAGGAGACGUAUAGCAAAAUAGUGCAGAUACCCAUGCUCAAGAUAGAAACAAUAAUAGAGCUCUAUAAAAACUACGAAAGCACAAAGAACAGAUACCAGAAAAAAGAAGCGGAUCUGCUUUCAAAAGAAGCUACAGCGGUUGAAGAGUCCACGAAGAUACUGCAAAUAGGCACGCCUUCUGCGCUCAUAGAGUACAUUAUAGAGCAGUACAGGAAUAAGUACUCAAUGUACACAGUAGAGUAUGUGCUUUACAACAUAGACGCAAUAAUUAACAAUCCGAGCACCACGAGCAGGAAUAGAAACAAGAUGUAUCUGUACAAAAUCCUCCUCCUAUCAAAAGAUGAAGUAGAUAAAGACACCGUAGUAGAUAAAUACAGCAGAGAAAUAGUUCUGGCAAACGGCGUCUCUGAGAAAAACGAAAAAAUCAGCGAAAUGCUCUGGAGCGCCAUCAAAAACACGUCAGACAGUCUGCCUCUGCUCUUUAUUCUCGUGGGGUAUACGUUCAACAUAGAAAAACUGCUAGAGGUAGCGCCUGCAGGCAUAACGAAAAAAAGCGAGUCUUUCUACCUCAUUCUUUUCAGUGCCAUAUUAAAGUACAAAAACGUGGCAGGAAUGCGAAAGUACCUGAUUAAGUUCACAAAAGAGAAGAAAAUAGGAUCGAUAGUCUACAGCUACUGUGCAACAGUGGAGGGCCUGAUAGGCGGGGGGAACAAGUAUGCAGGAGGAAUCUUGCUGAAGGCGCUUAAAAUGUUUUUAACAGAAGAGUUUGGAGGAAAGAACAAAUACCACAUAUCCCCAGAAGAGAACACAUACAGACUGGCUGUGGAGGGAACAAAACUUCUGCUGUCACUUGGAGAUGUACAAAGAGCACACAUUUUGAUAGACCUGUACAAUAGAGAGGGAGGAAAGAAUAAGAAAAAGAUUGCUAAGGUGUCAAACAGCCCAUCCGAGACAGAUCCCAAGCUUCUAAUGGUGCAGCACCAAAUACUCUACGAGUCAGGCUUUGCUGCUGUGCUCUCUAUAGCCAAUGAAUACAGGUAUAGCGACAUCUUCGAGCUACUAUGCAGAGUGUACCAGGUAGAAGAAGAAAAAGAAGUUAAAAUGCCAGGAGUGGUUAGAAAGCUGAUAGAUAACCUGCCAAAACUAUCUGAGAAUCAGAAUAUAUUCAGUGCGGUGGAUAUCAACAGCAUACUUAGUAUGCUCGUAAGUAUAGAUGUAGAGGGGUAG
Messenger RNA from Nematocida minor, 1491 nucleotides. RefSeq lists its product as uncharacterized. The transcript has a single exon. The record is from RefSeq and is a predicted model, not a curated record. Gene Ontology annotation, molecular function: mRNA binding; protein binding. The coding region runs from base 1 to 1491 and encodes 496 amino acids. Lineage: Eukaryota; Fungi; Microsporidia. Gene Ontology annotation, biological process: mRNA 3'-end processing. Gene Ontology annotation, cellular component: nucleus.